CACUUAGCCACCGUGUCACCCCAUUUGUUAGUUUGUAUAGCUUAUUUUCAGCCUAUUUUUCCUUUAGUAUGUGUGUAUUGUGUAGUGGCAGUUUUCUUUAAAGAGGCGCUCUCUGUGGUCAAGAAACAAAGUCUUACCCGGGAUGUCUUUUCAAAGUUUUAUUCUUUGCAAAGAAGGUCACAGUCAUACAGCAACAACAGUUUUUGCAGAGUGGGACACUGAAGUCAAGUGUGUUCACCCUUUUAUCUGGUUUGUACUGCUUGCAAGGUCAAAUCCUAAUAAGGCCCAUUCUGUACGUGCAUGAAGUGCUUCGCUGUUUCUGCUGUAAGUUUCCACUACACAUGUUUAAAUAAAAAUUAAUUUCCAUUACAAUUGUCACCAUCAUUCUGUUGCACUGUUGAAGCUUCAGUCUCAAAAGCAAAUACCUCGUGUAAACAUACCUGCCCUUUCUGAAUCUGGAUUUGGAAUUGCAUACAUUUACUUACUUAUUGUCUUAUUUAUGUAAUGACUUUUCUGACCGACAGGUGGCAGUAUAGUUAUGUCGCUGAGAAGAUCGCAGACUAAUCCGUGAAGAAGUACAGGAGGAAAAGUGCGGUUAGUAAACAUUCCGCUAAAUGUUUCAGGUGUAGAACUAUCUAAAGAUAAUAUAACGUAUAGCAUAAGAGUAAAGCUUAACAUAUAUUCGUAGCGUCGUUCCUGUGGUGAUGUGUUUGGUGUGUUGUUUGUGCUCAUGACGUGAAAUUAGCGACACACGUGCAAGGAGUCGCCAGAAGUUCUUACAGUCUUCGUUUAGGAGAAACUGGAUUUUAUGUUUGUUUCGUCAUGAUUUAAACUUUUUAAAGAUUAUUAACUUACUAUGGAUGAAAUGCCGUCACUUUCGAGUAAUGCCCGCGUUGAUGGGGAAAAGGUAAAGAAAAAGAGAAGUAAACCUACGGAGCAGCAUGAACUCACUGAAAGUCCACAGGAACAGGCUGAGAAACGCCUUAAAAAGAAGGAGAAGAUGAGAAACAGUAUUAGGGAAACGGAUAUUAAUUUGCAAAUAAAGAAAAGAAGAAAGCUAGAUGAUGAAGGCGAGACUCCUGUGUUGGAUGAUGGUGUCUCAAAUCAGCAUGAAGCACAAACACAAGAGCUUCAGGGUUCAAGGGAAGGGAAGACUUCUAAAAGAAAGAAAAUGAGAGAAAAACUGAAACAGACAAACUGUGAAGACAUGGCAAAACAACAGACUGACAUCAGGAGAGAGCAUGAGGAUGAGCCAAACACGAGUGAUCAUGAAAGGGGUCUUCUUGAUAUAAUGAUGGGUACUAAAACACGCAAGACGAAGCAACUACUCUCAGAUGAACCUCUAGUUGAUUUAAAUGCUUUGGAUGAACUGAAUCAAUUUUGCCCUAAAAUCACAUUAGCAUCCCGAAGCGCACGUGAUAUCAAUAAAAUGAUCAGGAUUGACCUGCCAAGGUUCAAGGAAUUCAGAAAACAAGGCAUCGAACUGAGACAUGGAAGAUUUUCUACUGCAGAAAAUGAGAGGUUAAGACAGAACGUAAGCAACUUUCUGGCUCUCACAGGAGUGAAAGAUGCCAUCAAGCUCUUUCAUCCCAAACGAUUCCCUAAAGAAUCCCAAACUCUGGCAAAUUUGAAAAGGAAGUACAGUUUUUUUGUAAAGAUUGCGGAAGGAAUUCCCAGGCCUUGUCAUGAUGUUUACACCCGUGGAACGAAGAUUUAUGAUGAUAGAAACAAAAAGGGAAAUUUUACUGAAGAAGAAGAAAAAUCACUGCUUAAGUAUUAUACACUAUAUGGUCCAGACUGGAAAAAGAUUUCUGACAAGACAGAUCGAAGUUCUUACUCCCUUGAGAAGCGGUUUUCACACCUUAGUAAAAUAAGGGGACCGUGGACUACAAAUGAGGUGCAGAGGCUUUUAAGGGCUGUGCGUGACCAUGUUGUAUCUGUGCUGAAGUCUGCAAACCCCAAAAAAAAGAAACCAAAAAGAGUCAGUAGAGAAAUACUGUACCAAGCAUUACCCUGGUCCAAAAUUGCUGAGAAGGUAAAAACUCGAUGCUGGACCAAAUGCAGAGAUAAAUGGAUGUCCAUACUAGCUUCCCGGAUGUCCUCAGGGAUUACAUUUAGAGGAAGGAAAGCUCAGGAGGCCAAAAUCAAACUCAUUAGAGCGAUGUAUGAAAUGCAAGUGGAGGAUGUUGUGGAUGUUGACUGGGAGCAUCUUACAGCUGUUUUUGGGGAUGUCCCUCCAGCAUAUGCUCAAUCAAGGUGGCACCAGCUUAAAGUCUGCUAUGUGCCAGAUUGGCAAAACAAGUGUUUUGGAGACAUUGUUGACUUUCUCUACGAGAACACUUUGCCAGGUCUGGUAAAAGAGUGCAAAGAUCUUGAUGAUGAUGAACUUACGGUUGACCAGAUGAACAGCUUCCGGCUAGCAGAUAUUUUUCAAGACAUUAAUGAGGAUGAGUGCUGUGACGAUGAUGAACAGACUGGCCAGCAAGAAAACAACCACUCGUCUUAAUCAGCUGUAUAGAUGAAUUGUGAGAAGUCAAUCUAAAUAUUCCAGUGACUUAAAGAAAAUUUUAGGUUGUACAUAUAUUUUUUUUUAUUCUUGUGUUUUUCAAUGAGUUGAUCAGUAAAUAAAUUCAAGUUCUAAUGCAUUUUAAAA
Messenger RNA from Danio rerio (zebrafish), 2653 nucleotides. The record is from RefSeq and is a predicted model, not a curated record. NCBI's taxonomy places the organism in Eukaryota, Metazoa, Chordata, Actinopteri, Cypriniformes, Danionidae.